Molecule: messenger RNA, 1876 nt
Organism: Oryctolagus cuniculus (rabbit)
Lineage: Eukaryota; Metazoa; Chordata; Mammalia; Lagomorpha; Leporidae
Source: RefSeq, a predicted model, not a curated record
AUUAGAAGAAGAGGUAGCUUCCUUCUACUGAUUUCACUACCCAAGUGCCUACAAAAGCCAGGACAAGGACAGGCUGAAAUCAGAAGCCAGGAGCUGCACCUGCAUCUCCCAUGUAGGUGGCAGGGGACCAAGGACUUGAGCCAUCCUGUGCUCCCUCAGAGGGUGAGCAUUAGCAGGAGGCUGGAUCAGAAACAGAGAAUGCUAUGCUGUCGAGGUACAACCUGCUGUCUCCUUUGCUCACUGUAACAUCAUCCAGACACUUUUACAGAGGGGAUAGCCCAGCUGCUUCCCUAAAAGACCUGACUGAAAUCCCUUUGACAAUGUGGCUGGAGAGAUCUUAUGAAUCUGUAGAAACCAACAGCGCCCACCUGCUGUAUGAGAGCAGAAAGAAGGGAACGUUGGAAAACUACAUCCUCCUCAGCUUCUUUGCCAAAGAACAUCUGCACCACAUGACAGAGAAGCAGCUGAACCUCUAUGACUGCCUGACUAACGUGCACCGUAAUGACUGGGGUAUUUACUACUGGGCCACAGAAGCAAAACCAGCCCCAGAAAUAUUUGAAAAUGAAGUCAUGGCACUGCUGGGAGACUUUGCUAAAAACAAAAACAAAGAACAAAGACUGCGUGCCCCGGAUCUGGAGUAUCUUUUCAAAAGCCAGCGUUGAACCCUGCACACUGGCACGGCGCUCCGUCUGUGGAUGCUAACUGCUCCCACUUGACACUGAUCUUGGCCUCUUGUUGCUCCUAAGGCACGUAACUCUCUCUCCCUUCCAGGACGUACAUGCAGCUGAGCCAUGUGACUCAUUCUGGCACUGUUUUGUUCACUUCUGACCUUUGUAAGCGGUUUGUCAGUGUUGCUGACACUUAAGCCUGACUUGAGCUGCUAGUUCCUCCUGCAAGUCUGCCACGAGAGGGCGCUGUAGGGGAAGCAAUCGUGCUAGCUCCUGUUUAUGUGGUAAGUGCUCCCUCAAAGCCAGCUGCCCUGCUGUGUGGAAAGCAGCUCUCCCAACCCUGGUGGCCCAGGGAUUUGUUAGUAAAAUUCCCCUCCUUCCAAUCUGGUGUGGUCCUUUCUGUGGAAGGAAGCUGAUCCAAGCCCCCUGAGCUGAACUGUUGAAGAGCCAGCAGGCAGAAUGAGGUCAUAUGCUGAAGUGUCAACAUCUUUGUUGUCAGAUUUUCUUAAACCGCACACUUUGUAAAUUGAGAGAUAAUUGAACAUUAAAGAAUACAGAUAAAAAGAAAAAAACACUUUGUAAAUUGAGCGAUAAUUGAAUAUUAAAGAAUAAUGACAAAAGGGGGAAAAAGCAUAUCAUUAGGUAAUGACUUUGAGGAAACUUGAGCAUGACUGAAAGAGAAGGGCUCUGGGCCAGUGCUGUGUCAAAGUUGGUUAAUCAACUGGCAUCCCAUAUGGGCACCAGUUCCUGUCCCGGCUGCUCUUCUUCCAAUCCAGCUCUCUGCUUAUAGUCUGGGAAAGCAGUGGAAGACGGCCUAAGUGCUUGGGCCCCUGUACCCACAUGGGAAACCUUGAAGAAGUUUUUGGUCUGGAAGACCCAACUUGAAUGACAUUUUUCCAAUAACAAUAAAUUGAUUUUAAUUUUCCUAAACUGGCACUGGAAAGGAUUAAAUCGUGCCCCACACAUACACAUACACCAAAAGAAAAUUCAAAUGCUGAAAGUCCUGUCUUCCAGUACUCCAGAAUGUGACCUAUUUGAAAAUAAGGUUACCACAGAUAUAAUCAAUUAACAUGCGGACCCAAUAGGAAAAAGUGGGCCCCUAAUCCAAUAUGCCUGGUGUCUGUACAAUGGAAUGUGGAAAUUUGGAACACAUAUAAAGCAUCUCUGUAAGUCAAGGAAUACCCAUGCUUGCCAACGAACCACCAGAA